This is a messenger RNA of Lymnaea stagnalis (great pond snail), 3468 nucleotides long. The record is from the annotation of a GenBank genome assembly. NCBI's taxonomy places the organism in Eukaryota, Metazoa, Mollusca, Gastropoda, Lymnaeidae.
GUUUACCAAUGGCGCCGUGAACAAUAAAAGUAUUUAAAGAUGCAGGAAAUGUACUUUAUUUUAUCUCGUACAGUUUGUUAAAUGUUUGUUGUUUCCCAAAAAAAGACACCAAAGACUGUAUUUGGCUGUACCCGGUAUUUAACUUAAAAAUAAUUAUAAUCAUUAAUUAUUAAUAUCAAAACAUUUUUAAAAAGCUUUUUGAUUUGCAUUGAAUAAUGUAGUGCUAAAAUUACUAAAACUUAAUAUAAUAAAAAUUUAUUAUGUUGGCUAUCUUUUAAUUUUUAAAUUUAAAAGUUAAAAUAAGCAACUUAUUUACAGCAUAUAUACUAUACAUUAUACCCCUCAAUAUACCUCUAAAGGAAAAAUUGCACCCAUGGGGCAAACCACUUUGAUCUACUUCUACCUUUAAUGGCUUUACCUUUAAAAGUAUAUUAAAGUUAAUAUUAAUAAAGGUUGAUUUGUGGGCCUAUUUUCUUUGUGUAGUCUCUGUCCGUAGUACAUGGGAUUUUAUGGUUUAAUAAAUUAUAAAUUCACUAUUAAUUAACUCUUAAAAGACUAGAUUUUUCAGUUUUUGUAUGACCUUGAGCCUUGAAUACAUCUUAUUAUUCAAUGUGUCUCAUGGCUGUAAUUUUGUAGCUACCUACAAGUAUUAGAUAUUUUAAGGGUAAUUGGAUGCUCUUUAACUUUAAUUGAUAUUUGGUGUUUGUUCAAAAUAUCCUUGCUAAAAAUACUAAAAUUGAUUUAUUAUUUUUUUUAGUUUUAGGCAAAAAAUAUAUUUUAAGUCCACAAAAACAUAACAUUGCAGCUUUACAAAGAAGGAAAAAAAAGGGGGGUUCCAAUUACAGCAAUAAAAUUGAUAUUUUAUUAGAAUGUAUUCAAUAAUACAAUACAUAUUCAAAUUUCAAAAGAAUAGACUCAUACAUAAAAAUGUUAUGACUAUUUGAAUUCAUUGUAGACAAUAUAUCAUUCAAGGAAAUGUUGCCCCAAAAAGUAAAAAUAAUUUUUUUUAAAUAAUAAUUUUUUUAUAAUUCAUCAAAUUAUCACUUAGAAAAUUAUUAGUAUUAUUUUAGAAUAAAAGUUAAGAAAAAAUCUUAUUUUAAGAAAUUUAGGUUUGCACCAGGUGCCCUGUGUUAAAUUCUUUCACGUCCACUUGGAAUUGUGAAUACAUUUUAAAAAAUAAUAGAAUUAAGAGCUGGGUAAACAUAAAUAAAACAUGUACUUUUGUCACUAAGCAUCAUCUAGUAACCAUAGUUAAUGGUACUUAAGUGAGUUACAAGUUACUGUUGUCACAUAACGCAUGUAAUAUUUUCCUAUGCCCCUGUGAGGAAUCCACGGUAACCCAGAGUAAAAUCAGUGCACAGGUUCAAUGUUGAAUAUAGCAUCCUUCAAUAAAUAGAAAAAAGUGCUGCACUGGUUGCACCAGUAAAUAAUAUGAUUUUUGGCGCCCCUUGUUUUUGUGAGUAUCACAGUUUCAACCAAUAUUGGCACCAGGAUACUUAAUCCCUUUUGCUAAGGUCCUGCCCAUAAUGCAAUGCUGUGAACAUUUUGGGAACCACUGUGCUCGCCAAAUAGCAGUGAAACACUGAAAACGUGACACAUUUUUAAAACUUUGGCCUCUAAUAAUAUUUUGUUGGUUGUUCUAGGGGGGUGGGGGGGUUAAAAAACUCAUUGUACAUACUCAUAGGCUGACGGGAAGAGAUUGGCCCCUGAAUAAUGUAAAUAGGUCCUACUUCUGUCAAAAUUUUUUCCUUCAAACCAAAUUUCUUUUGUGCAAGUUUUUGGAUACAAACUAAAUUCUGCUAGCCAAAAAGUUAUUUUUCCUACUUUUUAUUUACCUUCCACAGAUAUACUACUACAAAGACUACAAUGAAUACAGAUAUAGGAUUAAAAUCUCCAAUGGAUCUACCUAAUAGCUCAAUAUUCUUCAGUACUCUGGAUGAGAGGGAUGAACAAAUAGCUGAGCACUCAACAUCUAAUCUUUUAAAUGAGGAUUCAUCCUCAAGCAUUUUUGAUAUGUUUUGUGCAACACCUAACACACAAACAUUUCAUGCUUCACUACUGGAUGACAUUGAUUUAGAUCUUCAAUGUGAUGAAGACAGCAUGGAUUUAUGUGAACGCAAACCAUUGGAUGAAUCCAGAGUCGACAAUUUAACUGAAAAUCAGAAAUCAUUUAAUAAAGAAUCUUUGUUUAUGGAAAAAGAAUUAAGUUUCCUCCAGUAUGUCUCAGAUCAAUCUUCUGGAUCACAUGAUAAAUUUAGUGAAAUUUCCCUUUGGUCCAAAUGGUCUUUACCAGAAAUAUCAUUAAAUCCAGUACAACCCCAAAAAAUUAUCAGAUGUUUCGUUUGUCAUAUUCAGUUCUCUUCACAGAAAUCUUAUUUGAAACAUAGAGAGGAUAAACAUAUUAAACAUGAGUUGUGUCCACAUGAAUGUUUGCUGUGUUGUGAAAGCUUUUCAACUAAAAGAUUACUAGCUAAACAUAAAAAAGUUCAUCAUUUUAAAAAGCAAGGCAAAGCAAAUGUGUUAUCUCAAUGCCCUCAGUGUGCUUUUCUCUCAAGGACAAAAUCUCUUCUUAAGGAGCAUAUCCGAGUCAAACAUGAGCAUAAAACUUUCAGCUGCAGUCAGUGCUCAUUCUCAUGUGUACAGGAGCGGACAUGGGCCUUGCAUCAGCUGAAGCACGAAGGCAAUCCAAAAUUUGCAUGUGACCAAUGUGGAAAGCUCUUUCUUGCUAUGAGCAUUUUGAAACGUCACGCUCAUACCCACAAUAAAGUUAGAGCUCAUGUAUGCAAAGUUCCAGAAUGUGGUAGAAGUUUUACUAUAAAAAGUCGACUUACAGAUCACAUUAGAACUGUUCACAAUCACAAAACCCAUAACCGAAGAAGAAAAGAAAGGUUUAUCGCACACCAAAACUCUUUUAAUCAAGGAGGUAAAUUUAAAAGCCAAAUGCGGACUAUAUGUGAGGACGUGUCUAAGGUAAUGCAACAUGAAAUUACCUCUACAGACUUGGUAAACACCACCUCCACUAAUGAAGUAGUUGUCUAUGAUAUUGUACUCUCUAAUGAAAAUCUUAAAUUGCUCCAUAGCCCAGAUGGUGAAAAAAAUGGCUCUUCAGCAUGCACCACCGUAUUCCUCUCUUCGGAGAAAGAGAGUGGCCUACCUGAUUCCAAAGAUAAAAUGGGCUCUGUUUCUACCGAAGAGCUACCUGUGCAGCAAGAAAUGGAUGAAAAAUGUUCACAUUCUGUCUGUCAGCCAAGCAAAGAUAAACCUGGCAUGUCUAAAAAAUUUGUUUGCUUAUGGGAGGGAUGUAAUAAAUCAUUUAGGGAUAGGUAUAAUCUUCGAACACAUAUGUGCACGCACUCUGGUGAAAUGCAAAGAUCUUGCACUCUUUGCAGGUACAGAUGCAUACAAAAGUCUGCUAUGGAUUCUCAUAUGAAAAGUCAUGAAAUGAAUUUUUACAUGCAUGCGCAGUGA